CAUCAACCAAGUAGGGCUUGCUUGGGUGAGGUGGACGGUAUGGUGCUCUGGGUGCCGGUUUUCGUGGCGGCGGCAGUGUCUGUGUGUGUCGGUGUCAUGUUCCCUCGAGCACCAACAUGGCAGAUCGUGGACAUGAAGUACAGAGGCCUGUCCAUGAAUAUUGCGAGCAUUGGGGUUGACAUGAAGAUCGACAUGGGCCUAGAAGUUUUUAACCCCAACUACGUCCCUGCAACGCUGAAAGGCAUCGUGAUGACCAUGUUCCACGAAGACCUUGGGGGGGAGGAGGCGCCAUUCGGGGUGGUAACCUUCGCCGGCGAAAAUGCGGCGAGACUACCCGCGCGGGGUUCCGCGGUAGUGCAGGCACAGAUGGAAGUCGUGUCGCUACCGACGAGCAUGGCGAUGGGCAUUGCGAAGGAUGUUGCUGACGGAGGCGUCAUUGUCAGCCGGGCGUCGGCCUUCAUGGACGUCAAGGUUAUGGGAGGGGAUAUCUUAAUCGAGGCGGACUGCGUGCAACACAUGCAGGCAGACGUGUUUCCCAUCAAGAUCAACGAGAUAGACUGCAAAUACUACUACAAGAACGUUCGGGUGCCGGUGCUGCCUCCAUAGCGGCGCAUCACCAUGUGAUCAUGUCCGGGAGGAGCAACGAGAGUCCUGGCAAGGUCCUCACUUCCUGACAAGGAGAUGCGGGGUUCGGUAUCAAGAUGUCAAGAGGUCGCUUCCCUUCGCCUCCGGGCAGUUGGAUCGUUGUAUCCCAUCCCAUCCCAUG
Molecule: messenger RNA, 766 nt
Organism: Ectocarpus siliculosus
Lineage: Eukaryota; Phaeophyceae; Ectocarpales; Ectocarpaceae
Source: the annotation of a GenBank genome assembly